AUGGGGGCCAAAAGCGUGUUCCCAGAGAUCAUGACCUCUGUGUCCCAGAUAAGACUCAUCCUGCAGUCUCACAGCAAGGAGAGAACACCAGCCUCACCGCCUGCCAUUUCUCUUGCUUGGGUGCUCUUUACUCUUCCAGCCACCUUUGUCACUAUCCCGGCAGGGGCUCAGCAGGAGCAGGAGUUUCUGAGGAUUUGGCCCAUAAAGCCUGUGGUGGAAUUUGGAGGCUCCAUUGUAUUAAACUGCAGUGCCAGUUGCAAGAACAUUGCCCUGGAGACCAGCUUAAACAAUGUUCUAGCAGGGGAGGGUCCUACUUGGAGAGCCUUCAGCCUCACCAACGUCAGCAGCUGGGAACCAAAACCACAGUGCUAUGCUACAUGUCAAAGUAAUACAUUUCAGGAAGCAGCCAUCACCGUUUACCGAGCUCCGGAGCGCGUAGUGUUGGAUCCGCUGCCCGAGGUGGAGGUGGGUAAGGAGUAUAAUGUGACUUGUCGAGUUUUCGAUGUUGCCCCCAUCCGGAACCUCACCGUAACCUUGUAUCAAGGGGAGAAGAGGCUCUAUGUGGAGACCUUUGAGGACCACAGGAAUCCUGAAGCCGGCAAUGUUGUGGUGACAAGCAACAGCAUCACCGCUCAGCAGAAUGGCCACGGAAAGGAAGUCACCUGCCGCGCAGCUCUGGACCUGAGGCCGGAAGGGCCCUUCUUGGAAAAAGCAUCAAAUAAUCAAAGUAGAGUGGCAUACCCUCCAGAGCAGGUGAUCAUGGAGCUCCAGAAGUCUUCCACAGGCCAAAGCUGGCACUAUAACCUGAAAUGCCACAUUGUAAGAGUGGCCCCUCUCAGCAAGCUCACAGUGACCUUCUUCAAAGGGGCAGAGAGGCUACAUUCACAGAAACUCUGGAACUAUACCAGGCCUGAGCGUGCCAACGUUACAGUCACCCACCCCAUCACCCUGGGACCGUGGGACCAUGGGAAGGCGGCUACCUGUCACGUGAUGCUGGAUUUCAGCCCCCACAAAAAGCCCUUCACUGCUGCAUCCCGCAAGGUGGCACUCAGGACAGCUGAAUCCUGCACAGCUAUAGUUGUAGCUGCUUCUUCUAUAGCCAUGCUAUCUCUCCUGCUGGUGGGCAUUCUUGUCUACUAUCUGGUCUGGGUGCCUGCAGCUUCUAAAUAGAACCCAGGAGGGCAGAAGAAACGUCAAGCUAAGUAAGUCGAAAAAGCUUUGUCACAGAGAUAAAGACGACCACACAACUUGUGUUUUAUGAACAUCCAAUACAGAAGCAAUGAGCUAUGAGUCAUAAAGCAACUAUGAAGCAUUUUGUACAUGGAAAAGUACUGUGAACCUUUUACUUAAAAAAGUAACACAAGCCGGAAUCACAAUCAGACUUGGUCUUGAGCCUGACACCCAGGGGAGGUGGGGAGAGGCAUGUUGUCAGGCCAAUAGCCUUAUUUCCCUCCACUCCUCUCUUCCUUCUACUGGAGGUGCACCAAUCAGAUGCCCAAGUGACACAGUAGCUGUGUGGAUGAUGUGCCACCCAUUCAUUGUUUUUAAGGACCUCUCAUAUUUCAGAAGCUUUGUCUACAACCAGCUGCACGAAUAUAAGACGGGGAAUGCCUGGCUUGCCGAUAGAAUUGUAGAGUUGGAAGGGACCCCCAGGGUCAUCUAGUCCAGCCCCCUGCAAUGCAGAAAUCUCAACUAAA
Messenger RNA from Podarcis muralis (Common wall lizard), 1697 nucleotides. The record is from RefSeq and is a predicted model, not a curated record. NCBI's taxonomy places the organism in Eukaryota, Metazoa, Chordata, Lepidosauria, Squamata, Lacertidae.